AAGUGUGAGUGGAGUUGUGUUCCGUCAGUGUCUGUUCCUGGACAGGCAGAAGCUAAGUGACUGCCGCCGAGACUGGGAGCAAGACAGGCGAUGGGAGCUAAGUUCUCUGGUGGCACCUGUAGAAUCUAAGGGGAGGGUACGACUCCAAGGAGUAGACGAGGUGGAGCAAGGUCUCUCCCUGCUCAACUUUCAUGUUCAAGAGCUGUUUGCCAAGCAGCAUUUAACAGAGGGCGCAGCGUGCCAGGGAUUGUGAAAGGUCUUUUUACGGAUAUCUCAUUUUGGCUUUACCACAAACCUGUGAGACUGGUAUGAUUUUUCUUGUUUUACAAAGGAGUUGUGCAUAAAUUUAAAAAUUCAGUCUAGAAGUUGUAACUAAGAAAUUAGACUUAACAAAUAAUUAUGGUUACUGAAUCGUUAUAUAGAUGCCUUUUUCUUUCUAAUAUAUUGUACAAUACCCGAAAGGAAAUAACCUGAAAUUACUGAAACCCACUGAAUUGCAAAUUGUAAAAUCUCUUGACUGCUCCUGCUUGUACCCCCUUAUCCUGUUUUACAACUUUACAAUCUUUUAAUCGCAAAGACAACCCCCUAAUGUUAACGAAGGAACUUGAGUCAGCCCAGAACUAAAGGCUGACCAUAGUAUUGUUAUCGUCAAGGUUAUUCUUAAUUCUAGCUUAGCUCUGCUCCUUUUUAUUUGUAAAUUGUAAUCCUUGAUACUUGUUUUAAUGGUAAGAACUCCAUCUCCCCUUGUUUGAAUCCAUAAAAACCCUGAACUUCUUAGGCUCAGGGAGACAGAUUUUGAGACAAUAGGUCAUCUGCUCUCCUUGCUUUGUGUAGCAAUAAACUUUCUCUUUUUGAAACCCCAGGGUCAUAAAUUGGCUGUUGAACACGUGGGGGCAGAGAACCCCACGUUUGAUCCGUAUCAUUUGGCAACUCUGGUGGAACCUGGAUGUCCUUAAAGGAUAAGGAGUCCAAUUGUCCGAAGUUCUGGAGCCCUGGCAGGACAGGUUAGCAGGGUAAUGAAGACUUUUGCGGCCCCUGGACCCAUCUCAGUCUAGAGACUUGACAACCGUGUUUUCUUCUACCCUGCUGGCACCCCAGGCUCCUCUGAGCUUUCUAAUACCAUUCCUGACUGUUAGGUGCAUCAGGCAAAGAACCCAACAUUUCAUCGGGAUCAAAGUCAAAACUUCUAACUCCCAAGUCCAGGCCACUGCCUACAACACAGCUGCCUUCAGAUUGUGACCAUGGCUACAGAGUCUGAUGUUCUGCACUUCCAAUUUGAACAGCAAGGGGAUGUGGUCUUGCAGCAAAUGAAUCUCUUGAGACAGCAGAAUUUAUUUUGUGAUGUAUCAAUUUAUAUUAAUGACACCGAGUUCCAGGGACACAAGGUGAUUUUGGCUGCUUGCUCUACUUUUAUGAGAGAUCAGUUUUUACUUACCCAGUCAAAACAUGUCAGAAUCACUAUCUUGCAAAGUGCAGAAGUUGGCAGAAAAUUGUUGCUCUCUUGUUAUACUGGAGCACUUGAAGUUAAAAGGAAAGAGCUUUUGAAAUAUUUGACUGCUGCUAGUUAUCUUCAGAUGGUUCACAUUGUGGAAAAGUGCACAGAAGCUUUGUCAAAGUAUCUUGAAAUUGAUCUUUCUAUGAAGAACAACAACCAGCAUACUGACCUGUGUCAAUCCUCUGAUCUAGAUGUAAAGAAUGAAGAAGAAAAUUCAGAUAAAGACUGUGAGAUAAUUGAAAUUUCAGAAGAUAGUCCUGUAAACAUGGAUUUCAGUGUUAAAGAAGAGGAGAGCCAUGCUUUACAGUCUACAGUAGAGAGCUUGACAUCAGAGAGAAAGGAAAUGAAGUCACCAGAGCUGUCUACAGUAGAUAUAGGUUUUAAAGAUAAUGAAAUUUGUAUCCUCCACGUGGAAUCUAUCAGUACAGCCAGUGUAGAAAAGGGUCAAUUUUCACAGCCUUGUACUUCUUCAAAGGCAAGCAUGUAUUUCUCUGAAACACAGCAUUCACUGAUCAAUUCUACAGUUGAGAGCAAAGUGGCAGAAGUUCCUGGGAAUCAAGGCCAGGGCUUAUUUUGUGAGAAUACGGAAGGAAGUCAUGGUACAGUGAAUGAGUUUCAGAAUCUGGAGGAGGGUUAUUCACUGAGGCACCAGUGCCCCAGGUGCCCUCGAGGCUUUCUUCACAUUGAAAACUAUUUGCGCCAUCUUAAGAUGCAUAAACUAUUCUUGUGUUUACAGUGUGGGAAAACAUUUACACAGAAGAAAAAUCUCAACCGGCACAUUCGAGGGCACAUGGGCAUACGGCCCUUUCAGUGUAGUGUGUGCUUGAAGACAUUUACUGCUAAAAGCACUCUUCAGGACCACUUGAAUAUACACAGUGGGGAUCGGCCAUACAAAUGCCACUGUUGUGAUAUGGAUUUCAAGCACAAAUCUGCCCUCAAAAAACAUUUAACCUCUGUCCAUGGCAGAAACAGUGGUGAAAAACUACCCAGGCCUGAUCUUAAAAGGCAAAAUCUACUGUAAUUAGAUUCACACAUUUGAUAUAUAUCAUUUUGUUAGCCAUGUCUUUUUGUAGAAAUGCAGCAUCUGUAGUAUUGCAUCCCCUCCAUCUUUAGGUCUGCCAAUACAUGUUAUUCUUCCUGAACUUCUAACAGUUCCAGAGUUGUGGGAGCCAUGGAAAAACGGAUAAGAUUCUCUCAUCUCAUAUGUUAUGUUUAUGUUCCAGUAGUAUACCUAGAGAAAUAGUGUUCUUUUUAAAGUAUUUUUGAUUCUGUGAUGGAAGGGAACCAGCAGUAUUUCCAGAUUCUGAUUUGGAUUCUCUAGAUAACUGAUUUAAGUGUAAAAUCCAACCAUAUAAUAUGUUUAAUGCAUUUGAAUAACAGGAAGAGAAAAUGAAUCUAAAAACACAGUUAUUAGUAACUACCUUUAAGAGCUGAUGAGAUGAGAUUUUUUAUUUUUAAUUUUUAACUUUGACUAACUGCUUUUAAAUUCUAAACUAAACAGUAAGGUACCUAUUGUUUUAAACUGUAAAGGCACACAAUUCACAUUCACUUGAGUAGCAGAACUUGCUAAUAUAUGGACCGAUAUUCCUUAGAAUAAUUUUAUUUCUAUGAGUUACCAGUAUGCAUAUUUUAGAAAUGAUUAAUUGAGCCCAAGUUUCUUGAUUUUAUUUAAAACAGUUUCAUUUAAUAAUUUUGUGGCCAGUAAAAUUAUAUCAUUGGGAUCAAGCUCUGUAAAAUUACAUUUCUUAGAAAUUUCAACUUUACCAAAGAUAUUUGUUCUACCUCUUUUUUAUUCCUUUUAUUUAUAUUUAAAUAGCAUACAGUAAGAUUAACCUUUCUGUAUAGUUUUGAGUUUUAACCAUGUAUAGACUUUUGCACCUACCACCACAAUCAGGAUACAGAACAGUUCCAUCAUCCAAGAAACUCCCUCAUCCUGCCCCUUUGUAGUCAGCCCCUCUUCUUACCCACAUCUCUGACAACCUCUGAUGAGUUCUUCAUUGCUAUAAUUUUGCCUUUUCCAGAAUGUUGUAUAAAUGGAAUCAUAUUGCAGGUACUCCAUUACCUAGACUUUUAUUAUUUAUUUCCAGAAAUUUGCCACAAGCAAAACCAUGAUGGUAUAAUUACUUAAAUGAGAGUAACAUUUCAGAUUGUGUCAUGAGCCAUAGCUCUAUAAUAUCCCUAACUACAUGUAAUACAAAACUUUUUGAUGUUAGAAUGAAAAAUAAAAUUAUUACAGGGCAAAUCAUAUUCUAAAAACAGUAACUACUUAACUACUUUCAGCAAAAAAGCCUGAUAUGGGUACAUCUUACUUGUGAGGUUCUAUUCCACCCUUAAUCACCUCAGCUAUAUGUAGGUUUUCAGCUAUAUUUAGUUUCUGUUGAAGCCCUUCCAUAUUUUCUAGUGUAAUAUACUUCGUACCAUUUAUAAGAAUUUAGUGAAGAAUCAUGUUGAUUGUUAUAUAUGUUAUAUGUCCUUUUUGUGAUACCUUUGUGAAAAAUGUACUUUCCAUGUAGUUUUAACUCUAGAAGAGACUAUAGAAUCCAGUUCUCAAAUUUUACAGAUGAGAAAACUGACUUCAUAACACAGGUCACUACUUAAUGACAUUGGGCAUUGACCUCUUAGCUUCACAUAUAAAAUAAUAGUUUAGUUGUUGAUAAUUUUAAAAAUAAUCCCAGGCCUAAAAUUAUAUGAUUUUAUGAGUUCCUGAGAGCAGAGAAGAGGGAAAAGUAAAAGGAGUUUUUUUUUCUUUUUUAGAAACUGGCACCUACUAUCUUGGAUGUUUCAAAAAAAUUCAUGGUUGAAACUCGGUUUAAGUUUUAUGUGUGCCUUGUAAGAUGUUGUGAAAUAUUUUGUAAUGCACUUUGAGAUUUUUGUGUGGUGGGAGGGGUGUUUUGUGAAACUGAUGGAUGUUAUUUAUUAUUAUUUAUUUAUGUUCAGUAGCACAGAGUGAUCUGAAAACAUUCCCAGAAGAGUGUCUGUUUGCAUGAUGUUUCUAAAUAGUUUCAGGAAAAUGGAAUUUUUAAAAAUGCAGGUAUGGCAAGGUAAAGUAUAGAAUUUAUACAUUUAAAAUACUCUUUUAGUUGUUUGUGUUUCUGAUACGAGAAAAAUGCAAAAUAUGUUUGUAUUCAAGCUCAUCCUUUACUGCAUUGAUGUAUAAAAGAUCUUGACAAGGUACUUGUUACUUCGUUGUAAGAGAAAAUCCUUGCCCUCUUUCUUUGGAUGUUACUAGUUUAUGCCUUCAAAAUAAUAAACUGGAGGUGGGAAUGGAGAUCUUUGUGUUUUGAUUACAUCUGUGAAUUUUAAAGGAGGAAACAA
Molecule: messenger RNA, 4810 nt
Organism: Choloepus didactylus (southern two-toed sloth)
Lineage: Eukaryota; Metazoa; Chordata; Mammalia; Pilosa; Megalonychidae
Gene: ZBTB6
Product: zinc finger and BTB domain containing 6
Exons: 2
Coding region: 1242-2516 (424 amino acids)
Biological process (GO): regulation of transcription by RNA polymerase II
Molecular function (GO): protein binding; DNA-binding transcription factor activity, RNA polymerase II-specific; RNA polymerase II cis-regulatory region sequence-specific DNA binding
Source: RefSeq, a predicted model, not a curated record